GGAACCUCCGGCGUCAUCGGGGCGCGCCGUCGCGACAGGCUGGAGGAGCCGCCAUCUUGGUCAAGGGCGUCGUAGUUGCCCCGCUGGCGCCAUCACGCCGCGCCUUCCCGGGGCCAGUUGGGGCUGCUGGGCUGCUCCGGGGGCCCCGCGGAGACGAUGCUGGCUGGCGCGGCGGACGCCCCGGGGCCGUGUCCUCUGGGAGAGGACAGCUUCACGCGCUUUUCGUCGCAGAGCAACGUGUACGGACUGGCGCGCGGCGCCCAGGGUCGCGGGGAGCUGCUGGCGGCCACUCUUAAAGGGAAGGUGCUGGGCUUCCGCUACCAGGACCUCCGACAGAAAAUCCGCCCCGUGGCCAAGGAGCUGCAGUUCAACUACAUCCCGGGUCUGCUCCGCGCAUGCGCUCUCCCUCCUUUCUCCUCCCCCUCUUCCGGGGUCAGGGAGCAGGGGAGCGGAGAAGGAAAGGGAAUGAGCUCCCGGCACCCAGAGGCGCCGGCUUGCGGGGGCCGGGACUGGGAUCCAAAAGACGCGAGUUCCAAUCCUACCUUUGGGGAAUUUAAACCCGAGAUUCAGGCCGCUCAUCUCUUCAUGGGUUUUGGCAAACCCGGGCCCACAGGCCCUUCAGGCAGCGCCACAGGACCAGUGGGUGCCAGGAGGGCUCCCCCGAAUCUGUCCAUCACACCUUCCCAAUCCCCCCAAACUUGGUGGGUGGGAAUCACCUUCAUCAAGGACUCCGGAGACAAGGCCAGCCCCUUCCUCAACAUUUACUGUGACUACGAGCCCGGCUCCGAAUACAACCUGGACUCCAUCGCUCAGAGCUGCCUGAACCUGGAGCUGCAGUUCACCCCCUUCCAGCUGGGCCACGCCGAGAGACCCAAAAAUGGGCCCAACCCCCCCACCCCUUCCACUUCCCCCUCCACUCCUUCCGGAUCCCAGGAGGGCCCCCCCCCUUCUGGCCCAUCACCCCUGGGCGGGGGGCGGAAGGAUCCCAAAGCACUCCCUCCCCUUCUUCCCCCAGAGGCCAAAGGGGCGUCCCUGCCUCCAGAGGACUACAGUGUCCUGGUGACCAGCAUGAUGGAGCCGGCCGUGGUGUAUCGGAACGUCCUGUCCCAUGGGCUUCAGGACCAGGUGCUGCUGCCCGGGAGUGACCAGUUUGACAGCGUCCUGUGCGGGCUCGUCACCGACGUGGACCUGGACGGGAAGCCUGAGAUUCUGCUGGGCACCUAUGGCCAGGUGGGCCUCGUCCGCCACUCUGCGGGUCAGCCACUCUGGACCUCUCCCCUCUUUGUCCCCAAGGUCCUGAGUUGACCUUCUCUGUGGACAAACCUCCGGACAUUGUGGUUCAGUCCUCGCCUCACUGCUCUGGUCUAACCCCGGACUCACUUUGGCCUAACCUCUGACUCUCACUUUGGUCUAACCACUGACUUCACACUGCUCUAAGCUCUGACUCUCACUCUGGUCUAACCUCUGACUUUUCACUGUAGUUCAUCCUCUCUCAUCUGUCCCUCUAUCUUCUCUCUCUCUCUGACU
Sarcophilus harrisii (Tasmanian devil) is the source of this 1527-nucleotide messenger RNA. It is a transcript of the gene KPTN, whose product is annotated as kaptin, actin binding protein. Gene Ontology annotation, cellular component: actin cytoskeleton; lamellipodium; KICSTOR complex. The coding region runs from base 157 to 1305 and encodes 382 amino acids. Gene Ontology annotation, biological process: actin filament organization; negative regulation of TORC1 signaling; cellular response to amino acid starvation. NCBI's taxonomy places the organism in Eukaryota, Metazoa, Chordata, Mammalia, Dasyuromorphia, Dasyuridae. The transcript has 7 exons. Gene Ontology annotation, molecular function: actin filament binding. The record is from RefSeq and is a predicted model, not a curated record.